Magnolia sinica is the source of this 2402-nucleotide messenger RNA. RefSeq names its product protein arginine N-methyltransferase 7. Lineage: Eukaryota; Viridiplantae; Streptophyta; Magnoliopsida; Magnoliales; Magnoliaceae. Gene Ontology annotation, biological process: peptidyl-arginine methylation. The transcript is spliced from 14 exons. Gene Ontology annotation, molecular function: protein-arginine omega-N monomethyltransferase activity. The record is from RefSeq and is a predicted model, not a curated record. Bases 32 to 2368 code for a protein of 778 amino acids.
GUCCAGUGAGGAUUAUUUAGUAAAAUCCCAAAUGCUGAGGAAUGUUGCUAUAAAGGUCCCUUUUUUCAAAUCCUGCCGCGAACUCUCCCUCGCAAAUCUGAUCUCAGAAACCCCACCGCCGCCUCGCCAUGCCUCUCCUCCUUCCACCAUCAUGGCGACUUCUCUAAUUUCCCAUUUUAGCCUCCAAACCCUAACCCGCCUAACACCUCCAAACAUCAGAAGAUCCGUUCGAGCCAUGAGCUCGGCCCCACCACCACAGCGCCUCUUCCAGCUGAGGCUCGACCCUUUGACGGGGACCUCCGAAUGGGUGGUCGUGGAAGAAGACGUGGAAGAAAGCACGCCCAGAGCCCUUCUAUCCUCGACUUCGUAUCUCGACAUGCUUAAUGACUCCAGCAGGAACGCCGCCUUCCGUGCCGCCAUCGAUAGGACUGUAAUGAGGCCUUGCCACGUUCUUGACAUUGGGGCAGGAACCGGCUUGCUGUCUAUGAUGUCUGCAAAAGCGAUGGAUUCAACAAGUGUAUCAGAAUGUGCUAGUAUUGAGGGCAUGGUAUCAGCUUGUGAGUCUUACCUUCCGAUGGGUAAAUUGAUGCGGAAAGUUUUACAAGCCAAUGGUAUGGAAAGGAAGAUACGUAUCUUCCACAAACGCUCCGAUGAACUCAAAGUCGGUUUGGAUCUCCCCUCACGUGCAGAUAUACUAGUUAGCGAGAUAUUAGACUCAGAAUUGCUGGGUGAGGGGCUAAUACCGACUCUACAACAUGCACACGACGAGCUAUUGGCUGCAAACCCGCAAACGGUUCCAUACCGAGCAACUACUUAUGGCCAGCUGGUUGAAAGCACAUUCUUAUGGAAGCUACAUGAUCUACAUGGUAGUGAAGUUCAUGCAUCAGACGGUGUCCAUCUUACUCCCCUAGGAUUGGAGACAGGUAUUCGUGUCAAACCUCAGCAAUACGCCAUGCAUUGCAACGCAAUGUCAUCAGAGAUAAGAUUGCUAUCAAAGCCCUUCAAAAUUUUUGAAUUCAACUUUUGGAAACGGCCAGACAGUCAUGGAGAAACCGAGCUACGCAUACAGGCAACUGACAGUGGCACAGUUCAUGCUGUAAUUUCAUGGUGGGUGCUUCAACUUGAUUACGAGGGGAGAAUCUUCUAUUCUACAGCACCACUAUGGAUAAGUUCGCCCUUCAACACUAGGGAAGAAGUUACAUAUGCUCCUGGUACCACAGAUUGGUGUGAUCAUUGGAAACAAUGCGUUUGGUUCAUUCCUGGAACAGGACUAUCUGUAUCCAAGGAUGAGGUGGUUUUCUUUGAAGCUGUUCAUGGUGAUACUAGCAUCUCAUAUAAUCUCAGGAAUGCUAAACCAGAAAUAGAGACUGGGGAUUACGACUUUCAUAUUGGAGACUCAAAUCUUAUACUGUCACCAGAAAGGGUUGCAAUUUAUGGAGACAAAGAAUGGAGACUUGCCAUGUUAACAGCCACAAAAAAUGCGUUGCAGAGUAUGGUUUCUCCUCUGUGCGUUGUUGCAGAUGAUAGUGUAUUCCUCACAAUACUUACUGCAUCUCUUUCAACAAGUUCACAUGUAAUCUCUAUAUUUCCGGGGCUACGUGAGAAAGGUUUCCUGUAUCUGGAAGCUGUUGCUGAUGUGAAUGGUUUCUCAAUGGAUCGUGUUGAAGUUCUAGGAAGAAGGAAAACGUGCUUGACAUUGGAAGAUACUAACCAUAGAAAGGUUGAUCUGUUGAUCGGAGAACCAUUUUAUUAUGGAAAUGAGGGGAUGCUCCCAUGGCAGAAUCUGCGGUUUUGGAAGGAACGAACUAUGCUGGACUCGAUUUUAUCUGAAGAUGUGUUGAUCAUGCCUUGUAGAGGAAUCCUAAAGGCUUGUGCCAUGUCACUUCCGGACUUGUGGAGAAGUCGCCGCUGCCUGCAAAGAAUCGAAGAUUUUGACCAUUCAGCUGUAAAUGAGGUUUUAGGGGCCUGUGGUGAUUUACCUACAUCAAUUGAAGGUCCUUGCCUGCCGUAUUUUAUCUGGCAGUGUGGUGAGAGUAAGGAACUCAGUGAGCCAUUUACAGUCAUGGAGUUCAAUUUCACAGAGUCCAUCAGGACAUGUUUUGGUAAAGCCAAGGUAGAGUUCACUAGACCUGGAAUAUGCCAUGGGUUUGCACUUUGGAUUGAUUGGGUGAUGGACGCGAAGAACGAAAUUAUUAUAUCAACAGGGCCAGAAUGCAGAUAUUGGAAACAAGGAGUGAAGCUUCUGAGCGAGCCUGUGCGAGUCAGCACCCAUGGAUCGUGCAGUAUGGGUGAAUUUUGUUUGACUGAAAUAAAUGCGUCUUUCAACCCGUCCACCAGUGAAUUCAUCAUGGAGUCUGCUUUCUUAUAACUAUGAAAAAAUUGAUACUGUACUAGCUCCCCAU